AUGAACAUAUUUGAGGGUGUUUUGGAACGUGAUGUUAUUAUGAAACAAGGGGGAGAUGAUAAAGAACAACCCAAGCAAAAUACUGGUGAACCUACUGAUGAAAAUGAGCAAAAACCGAAACAAUAUCCAAAUGAUCAAAAGGAUAACGAAGCUUCUGGAUCUAAAGGUAAAGAGAAAGUUAUGUUCAAUAAAGAAGAAGAGGAAGAAUUUUCUGAAUGUGAAAAACUUGUGAGAAGGAAACGAUACAAGGAGCUUGAUGAUAUUCUAAAACUUCGAAAAGAGGUUGACUCUCAGCUCAACUUUCCAAUCACUCCUAGGGAUUUUCUAUUCAGAUGCUUCGAGAAUAUUGAGAAAGCACCGCUUUAG
Messenger RNA from Lactuca saligna, 366 nucleotides. Lineage: Eukaryota; Viridiplantae; Streptophyta; Magnoliopsida; Asterales; Asteraceae. The record is from the annotation of a GenBank genome assembly.